UCGCUGCUCCGCUGUGAGUGACUGAGAAAAGAGAAGCAAUUCUCAAUAGCUGUCAACACAUGGGACUGUUGAGAAUUAGGUGAAAAAUUAGUUAAAAUAACACCGGCUGAAGUGUGUGGGACAUAACGAGAUUGGACCUUUCUAAUGCAAAUCUAACCAUGGUUUCCAUCGACCAUGUCGCUCAAAAAAUACUGACUUACAUCCCAUAUAUUCUUGUUUUGAUUGACAUGAGAUAUGAAGGAGUGAAAUGUGGCAGGGAUGGCAGUGUGGACAAUCAUAUGGAGAUGGGGAAGAAACUGCUCGCUGCUGGCCAGCUAGCCGAUGCUCUAUCUCAUUUCCAUGCUGCAGUGGACGGAGAUUCCAAGAACUACAUGGCAUACUACAGGAGAGCUACAGUAUUUCUAGCAAUGGGGAAGUCAAAGUCUGCACUGCCAGAUUUGAGCAGAGUUAUUGAACUCAAACCAGACUUCACAUCUGCACGCCUUCAGAGAGGAAAUCUCCUCCUGAAGCAGGGAGGACUAGAUGAAGCGGAGAGUGACUUUAAGAGGGUGCUGAACUCCAACCCGAACGACAAAGACGAGAGGGAAGCUCAGAGUCAGCUGACAAAGUCGGAUGAAAUUCAGAGACUGGUGGCUCAGGCACACAGCAGCUUCAACAGCCAUGAUUAUGUGACAGCUGUUGCCCAGCUUGACACCAUCAUUGAGACUUGCGUUUGGGAUGUGACCUCUCGAGAGAUGCGAGCAGAGUGUUUCAUUCAAAUGGGAGAGAUGGGGAAAGCCGUCAGCGACCUCAAAGCUGCGUCCAAGUUAAAGAGUGACAACACCCAGGCUUUCUACAAACUCAGCACCAUCUACUAUAAUCUUGGAGACCAUGAGAUGUCCCUCAAUGAGGUGCGUGAGUGCCUGAAGCUCGAUCCUGAUCACAAACAGUGUUACAGCCAUUACAAGCAGGUCAAGAAGCUCAACAAACAAAUCCAGUCUGCAGAGGAACUCAUCCAAGAGCAGAGGUAUGAAGACGCAGUGAGCAAAUACGAGGCAGUGAUGAAGACCGAGCCCAACGUGCCCCAUUUCUCUCUCCUCGCCAAGGAGCGUAUGUGCCAUGCGUUGACACAGCAGGGCCAGAAGGCUAGCAGAGCAAUCUCGUUGUGCAGUGAAGUCCUCCAGUCGGACCCGGAGAACAUUAACGUGCUGAAGGACAGAGCUGAGGCCUAUGUCCAAGAGGAACAGUAUGAGGAAGCUAUUGAGGAUUACGAGACUGCUGCAAAACACAGCGAGAACGACCGGCAGAUAAAAGAAGGCCUGGAGAGAGCUCAGCGACUUCUCAAACAGUCUCAGAAGAGGGAUUAUUAUAAGAUCCUGGGAGUAAAGAGAACUGCCCAGAAAAGGGAGAUUAUCAAAGCCUACAGGAAACUGGCAAUGCAGUGGCAUCCAGACAACUUCCAGGAUCCAGAUCAAAAGAAGAAGGCUGAGAAGAAGUUCAUAGACAUCGCUCAGGCUAAAGAGGUUCUCAUUGACCCAGAGAUGAGAACUAAGUUUGACCAAGGGGAAGACCCGAUGGAUCCGGAGACUCAGCAGGGUCGUACUCAUCAUCAGCACUUCAAUCAGGGUUUCAAUCCAUUUGGCUCCGGACCCUUCAACUUUAAAUUCAACUUCAACUGAGGAAGCUCGUGUGCAGCACGGCCCGAGCGGAUUCUCGUAUUUUCCUCCUCAUGUAAAACUGAGAUCUCGGACAUAAGGAUUGUCAGGAACGUUAUAAGUCUCACUUGUGGAGCAAAUUGUGACUUUAAUUCAGUGACCUUAAUUAAAUAUGCAUCUUUGUUGUUGAAUAAUACAACUCUGAAUUCCGUUUGGGGGGAGGUCUGUUGCUAUGCUAACAAAUAUCUGCCCUGUGUGGAGCAGCUUUUAUCUGUUCAAGCCUGACACUGGCAUCCUUUCCACGUACACUCAAUUCACAUCCAUUCGUAAGAUUACAUUUGUACAUAAGUACAGUCCUAUUUUUAUAUGAAUGGUGUUUUGAACUGUAAAUAAAGAUAUUUAUGUACCUUGAA
Molecule: messenger RNA, 2047 nt
Organism: Cottoperca gobio
Lineage: Eukaryota; Metazoa; Chordata; Actinopteri; Perciformes; Bovichtidae
Gene: dnajc3a
Product: DnaJ (Hsp40) homolog, subfamily C, member 3a
Exons: 12
Coding region: 159-1658 (499 amino acids)
Biological process (GO): protein folding in endoplasmic reticulum
Cellular component (GO): endoplasmic reticulum
Molecular function (GO): misfolded protein binding; protein-folding chaperone binding
Source: RefSeq, a predicted model, not a curated record